AUGGCCGUCCAGAGCAGCCUCAUCGAGAUUGACCUGCACCGUCUGGACGUGGUGAGCCGAGAAUCGUUUGAAUGGUCCAUCACGACACUAUCAUCGAUACACCCAGACAGGCCGCUGGCGGUGGGCACGUCUCUGGGAGUGCAUCUCCACGACUUCCGCACACGAAUCCGAGGCUUCCGCGACGCACCGGAGCGAGUAGACAGCGGCGACUGGGAGGAUACGGACGUCUUCAAGGCCAUAUUCGACCCAAACCCGCUGCCGCCGUACGCAUCUCUCUCGCAGCCGACGCCGACGAGCAUCCUGUACCUUCCGGUGCGGGACGACGACGUGCAGGUGUCGGACGACAUCUACGUCUCCGGGCGCUUCUCCAACAUCCUCCACUACGACCGGCGCAAGUUCCCGGCGAUUGUCAACUCGAUCCAUUCGGGGGCGACGGUCAACAGCCUGGCGGCGCUGCCGUACCCCUUCUACCCGGCCAACCACCCGGCCAGGAGAAGCGCAGGGCUGGGGGCCGACGUCCUGGCGGAGAUGAAGGCCCAGGGCGGCAGCACGCUGAUGGCGGGCGGGGGCUAUAACCAAAAGGGAAGCCUAGAGCUCUACGGGGUGGGGCCGCGACCGGUGGUGGGCAGCCUGGACCGGACGGCGGAUCUCUGCACCAGGAACCGGUUCACGGCGGCGCCGGCGCCCAUCAUGUAUGUGACGAACCACGGGACCAAGAUUGUGAUAUCGGACGGAUCGGGCCACAUCAAGUGGUUCGAGAGGGAUGGGCUCACCGAGUGCAGGCGGAUACGUGUGGGGCACAGCAAGCUAGACGACGGGGCAGGCAACCUGGUCAAGAAGCCGGGGGCGCACCUGGACGACGUGGCGCGCAAGGUGGUGUCGACGCGGACUCACAAGCACGGGCGUGCACGACCAAACAACGACAACGUCCUCUUCUGGACGGGCGAGAGGCUGGGAUUGGUCAGCUUCACGUCUGCGCCCCUGUUUGAGGAGGAGAAUUUCGUGGCCGGGCGGGAGGGGGAUAUGCCAGCCGAGGAAGAAGCUCGACGGGAGUACUCGGAGCAGAUGCACGAGGCGCUGAUGAGGCAAGCGAACGAGGCGAGAUUCCUGAGCGGCCUCGGGAUGGGGACUCGGAGCUCAUUUGGACUGUAG
Geosmithia morbida is the source of this 1152-nucleotide messenger RNA. RefSeq names its product FBOX protein. The record is from RefSeq and is a predicted model, not a curated record. Bases 1 to 1152 code for a protein of 383 amino acids. Gene Ontology annotation, biological process: protein polyubiquitination. NCBI's taxonomy places the organism in Eukaryota, Fungi, Ascomycota, Sordariomycetes, Hypocreales, Bionectriaceae. The transcript has 2 exons.